Molecule: messenger RNA, 839 nt
Organism: Galeopterus variegatus (Sunda flying lemur)
Lineage: Eukaryota; Metazoa; Chordata; Mammalia; Dermoptera; Cynocephalidae
Gene: NUDT1
Product: nudix (nucleoside diphosphate linked moiety X)-type motif 1
Exons: 4
Coding region: 189-689 (166 amino acids)
Biological process (GO): DNA protection
Molecular function (GO): 8-oxo-7,8-dihydroguanosine triphosphate pyrophosphatase activity
Source: RefSeq, a predicted model, not a curated record
CCCCGUGGGACCGUAUAGCGGGGCCGGCUAGGGACCAGGCGAGCGGGUCUGCUGGGGGAACCAGAAGAGGGUGGCCACGGGAGACGGGCCCGGAAGAGACCAGGAGAUCGGAGCAGAGGGGACCGGGGUGCGGCCCGCGCCGGGAGGGACCAGGGGAUUGGGACCGGAGCGGAGGGGAUCAGGGGAGGAUGAGCCGUGGGCCUGAGCCCAAGGAGACCAUGGGCGCCUCCAGGCUCUAUACCUUGGUACUGAUACUGCAACCUCAGCGAGUUCUGCUAGGCAUGAAGAAACGAGGCUUUGGGGCUGGCCGGUGGAAUGGCUUUGGGGGCAAAGUAGAAGAAGGAGAGACCAUCGAGGAUGGGGCCAAGAGGGAGCUGCAGGAGGAGAGUGGUCUGACCGUGGACACAUUGCACAAGGUGGGCCAGAUUGUGUUUGAAUUCGUGGGUGACCCAGAGUUGAUGGACGUGCACAUCUUUUGUACCGACAGUGUCCAGGGGACACCUGUGGAGAGCGAUGAAAUGCGCCCUCAGUGGUUCCAACUGGACCAAAUCCCCUUCAGUGACAUGUGGCCCGAUGACAGCUACUGGUUCCCACUCCUGCUUCAGAAGAAGAAAUUCCACGGGUACUUCAGGUUCCAGGGUCAGGAUACCAUCCUGGACUACACACUGCGUGAGGUGGACAGAGUCUAGCCGGAAGGCUGGGUGGGCCCCCAGGCUGGAGAACUGGCUGUUAAACAGCUCAAACUGUCGAUUCAUCUGGCUCACUGAGCCACAAAUCAGGGAUUAUUUCUUAUUUAGAAUGUGAUUGGAUGAAAAGAAAAUAAAGUCUUUUACCUUUUG